AUGGAUAUAAAGAAUGAAAAAAACAAAAGUUAUGAUUUAAAAGAUUCUUAUGAAUCAAAAACCCCUAUAGAAAAAGAAACAAAUGAAAACACAAAUGUGGACAUAUUAAAUGAAAGAUAUAUAAUUUGGAGAAAAAAUACCCCAUUUUUAUACAGUUCUCUCUUAAAAAAUAAGUUAGAUUGGCCAUCAUUAACUGUUGAAUUUUUAGGAAGUGAUAACUCUUUUAAAUCAAAAACUAACUAUUUUACUAAUAAAAUUCUUUUAGGAACUCAUACAUCUAAUCAAGAUUUCGAAUAUGUUUAUAUUGGUGAAAUAAAAUUUCCAUUAUAUUCUGUUAAGGAAGAUGUACUACAAUAUGAAAACUAUAGCGGUUUUAUAAGUAGUAAAAAAAAAAAAAAAGCAUACCCAUUACCAUCCUUUGAAAUUAAAGCAAAAUUAUUACACCCUGGAGAAGUUAUAAGAGCUACACAUUUACCAAGUAAUCCUUUUUUUAUUGUUACUCAAACAAAUAAUGGUAAUAUUCUAUUAUUUGAUUAUACAAAGCAUCCAUCUUUUCCAUCGGAUGUAUCAACAUGCUAUCCCCAAAUGAUAUUAAAAGGACAUAAAAGUGAAGGAAGUGGCUUGUGCUGGAAUAUCAACAAAGUAUAUGAUAAUUACCGAAAUCCAAAUACUUAUAAUGAAGAAAAUGAAAGUAAUAUAAAUGAAAAUAAUAGUGGUUUUGGAGAAGUUAAUCCCAGUGAUUUAUUAUUAGCAUCUUGUUCUGUUGACGGUAGUAUAUGUUUAUGGGAUAUUAACAAAGGUACAAAAUGUAAUGAUGUUCCAAGAACAUAUGGUUUAAAUAAAAGUGGAAAAAUCACAGAUUUUAAUAUAAAAACAUAUGAAAAUACUCCAACUAUAGAUCCGUUAUGCACAUGGAUCAACAAAAAUAAAGAAAUUUCGUUAAAUGAUAUUUUUUUUCAUCCUAAAUUUAAUAAUGCUCUUGGAGUGUGUGAUGAUGAUGGUUACAUGAGUUUAUAUGAUAUAAGAAAAAAAAAUUUCUUUUCAAAACCGGAAAUAAAUUUUAAAGAUCAUAAUGAGGCAAUGAAUACUUUUUCUUUUGAUAAUUUUUCAGAAUACAUUUUUUCAUGUGGAUAUAGUGAUGGAUUAAUUUCUAUUUGGGAUAUGAGAUACAAUAAGGAAUCUUUACUUAAAAUAAAUUAUCACACACAAAGUAUUAAUAGAAUUAAAUUUUGUAUGAUGUCAUCAGGUAUUUUUGGAUCUUGUUCAGACGAUGGUACUACUUGUAUUUGGGACAUAUCAAGAAAUUCAGCUAGCUACGAACAAAUAAAAAAAUCAGAAGAUGACAUUUAUAAUAGUUCCAAAAAAAUUCCUAAACAGUUGCUAUUUGUUCAUGGAGGACAUAUUGGGAGUGUCUAUGACAUGGCUUGGGCAAAUAGUAACACAUUUUUAGUGGCGACUGUUGGAGUUGAUAAUUCACUACAAGUUUGGCAUAUGAAUGAACAGUUCAUAUUUCAGUAA
Plasmodium gallinaceum is the source of this 1518-nucleotide messenger RNA. Its product is annotated as chromatin assembly factor 1 subunit, putative. Gene Ontology annotation, biological process: regulation of gene expression. Gene Ontology annotation, molecular function: histone binding. The transcript has a single exon. Gene Ontology annotation, cellular component: nucleus. The coding region runs from base 1 to 1518 and encodes 505 amino acids. Lineage: Eukaryota; Apicomplexa; Aconoidasida; Haemosporida; Plasmodiidae. The record is from RefSeq and is a predicted model, not a curated record.